UUAUAUGUUGAAGGUCAUGGUCUUUCCCCAACUCCCUGCACAUUGCAGGGGGCAACCCCUCCCUCCCACUCUCUCUGUGAUCACUCCUCCCUUAUACAAGAAGAGGUCUACGAGGCAGAGGGAAGGAUGGAGGAAUUUCUUGCCUAUGAUGCCAAAGACACGUAAGGCAUUUUAACUUUACUUUAUCAGUAAGCAUGGCAUUUCAUAUUUCAAGAGUAUUUGGAAGUAAGUAAUAGCCUGUGGGAGUUGUGGGACAGAGAGAGUGAGAGUGUGUGUGUGUGCGCGUGCGCAUCCGUAGGUGUGUGUGUGUUGUGUGCGUGCCUGUGUGCAUGUGUGUGUGUGUGUGCGGUUGUGUGUGUGAGUGUCUGUAUGCGGUUGUGUGUGUGCAAGUCUGUGCAUGUGUAGAUGUGGGUGGAAUGGGGGCCGUAUUGCUCCAGUGUGUCUGACGUCAGUGUUCUCCCCCCAGGGAGGAUGAGUGGGUGGGUCAGAGAGGAGCCUGGGGGUCUGCUGGGGCGGGGGCGGCAGGGAGGUCCGGGGUUCCCCCUGUGUCUCCCCACGCCUGUAUCAGGGAUGCCGUGGCUGACGAGGCCUUUGAUGACGUGUGGAGGGAGGUGGUGAACUCUCUGGGGGAGCUCCUCCACAAACACUGGCAGAGACAAAUCACUGGUCUGUCUAUCUACAAACCACUGUAUUACAGAGAUACCAUAGAACUACAUGAAUAUCAAUGAUGAUAGGCCUAUUAUACACAGCAACCAUGGUAGAGCACACCAACUCUGUUGUAGCUGAUGCUUUUUGUUAUGCUGUGUUUUGAAUUGGGCAAGGAGUUUGACCUGAUCACAUGGCCUGGCCAGGAUAAACUCUGGGUCCUAGUUAUGAAUCAAGUGUUUUGUUUGUACCGGAGGUGGAGCAGGUCACAGAGGAGCGUUGGAGGCUCUUGGUGGAGUCCUGGGUGAUCCCUCUCCUCACAUCAACAGUACAUGUCAGCGUGUCCCCCUCUCCAGGGGCUCCAACACACAUAGCAUGCUGCUGUGGUCCAACUGUUGCCCCAGCACACAGGUGAGAAGUCUGCCUGCCACCAAAACACAAAGUGUCAGCUGCUGCCAUUGGCUCUCUAGAGGAGCUCUUGCGCUUCUGGCAACAACAGCAUUCACAUGAAUUAACAUUUAUCUCAAACACACAUAUUACAAUGGCCUCAACAGAGGAGCCAAGGCCUCCUUAAAACAAGCCUUGAGCUACAUUUAUUUACUUUUAUUUUUUUCUAGGCCUCUCAGGUAUUAUCAAGCGCCUUCAAGAUUAAUUUAAACGGUGUUAUGACAAUCCAAGCUAAGCCUCUUCAACAAAGACAACACAGAUUUGCAGAGAAGUCUCAGUAAGUCUGUCUGAAUCCCCAGCUAUAAGUGUGAUCCUGAACAAACAAACCAUUCCUGUUUCUCUUUGGUGUGCAUCCCAAAUGGCACUCAAUUCUCUAUACACUGAAUAUACAAAACAUUAAGAACUCCUUCCAUGCUCCUUCCAUGACAUAGACUGACCAGGUGAAUCCAGGUUGAAGGUACUUGUCACGAUCGUCUAAAGAAGCGGACCAAGGCGCAGCGUGUUGAGCGAACAUGUUGACUUUAUUGAAUUUAAAGCAACACCGAAACAACAAACAAAAUGACGAUAGUGAAGUCCACAGUGACAAAGACUGAACUUGGAACAAAAACCCACAACACCCAAGAGAAAACACACAGUAUAAAUAUGGCUCCCAAUCAGAGAUAACGAGCCGACAGCUGACACUCGUUACCUCCGAUUGGGAGUCAAUGACCAAACCUAGAAAUAAACGUGACAGAAAUGCAACCAUAGAAAAUCACCCAAAACCCAACAAAACACAAUACACCCUGGCUCAAAUACAAAAGUCCUGGAGCCAGAGUGUCACAGUACCCCCCCCUAAAGGUGCGAACUCCGGGCGCACCAGCAUACAGUCUAGGGGAGGGUCUGGGUGGGCGUCUGUCCACGGUGGCGGUUCUGGCCCUGGUCGUGGUCCCCACCCCACCUUAGUCACUACCCGCCUCCGUAGCCUCCUCCACAUGACCACCCCCCAACUAAACCCCACUGGAUUAAGGGGCGGCACCGGACUAACGGGCAGCACCGGACUAAGGGGCAGCACCGGACUAAGGGGCAGCACCGGACUAAGGGGCAGCACCAGGAUAAGGGACAGCACCGGACUCACUGGCGGAUCCUGGCUGGCUGGCUCUGGCGGGUCCUGGCUGGACGGCUCUGGCGGAUCCUGGCUGGACGGCUCAUGGCUGGCUGAAGGAUCUGGCUGCUCAUGGCUGGCUGACGGAUCUGGCUGCUCAUGGCUGGCCGACGGAUCUGGCUGCUCAUGGCUGGCCGACGGAUCUGGCUGCUCAUGGCUGGCCGACGGAUCUGGCUGCUCAUGGCUGGCCGACGGAUCUGGCUGCUCAUGGCUGGCUGACGGAUCUGGCUGCUCAUGGCUGGCUGACGGAUCUGGCUGCUCAUGGCUGGCUGACGGAUCUGGCUGCUCAUGGCUGGCUGACGGAUCUGGCUGCUCAUGGCUGGCUGACGGAUCUGGCUGCUCAUGGCUGGCGGAAGGCUCUGGCUGAUCCUGUCUGGCGGAAGGCUCUGGCUGAUCCUGUCUGGCGGAAGGCUCUGGCUGAUCCUGUCUGGCGGAAGGCUCUAGCGGCUCCGGUCUGGCGGACGGCUCUGAAGGCUCAUGGCAGACGGGCGGCUUAGCAGGCUCAGUACAGAUGGCCAGUUCAAGCGCCUUAGGGCAGACGGGCAGUUCAGACCCCGUUGGGCAGACGGCAGACUCUGGCCGUCUGAGGCGCACCGUAGGCCUGGUGCGUGGUGCCGGAACUGGAGGUACCGGGCUGAGGACACGCAUCUCAGGGCUAGUGCGGGGAGAAGCAACAGGGCAUGCUGGACCCUGGGAACGCACAUAACGCCUAGUGCGGAGAGCCGGAACAGGGCAUGCUGGACCCUGGGAACACACAGGAGGCUUGGUGCGUGGUGUAGGCACUGGUGGUACUGGGCUGGAGCGGGGAGGUGGCGCCGGAAAUACCGGACCGUGCAGGCUUACUGGCCCCCUUGAGCACUGAGCCUGCCCAACCUUACCCGGGUUGAUGCUCCCCGUCGCCCGACCAGUACGGGGAGGUGGAAUAACCCGCACCGGCCUAUGUGGGCGAACCGGGAACACCAUGCGUAAGGCUGGUGCCAUGUACGCCGGCCCGAGAAGACGCACUGGUGGCCUGAUGCGUUGGGCCGGCUUCAUGACAUCCGGCUCAACGCUCAAUCUAGCCCGGCCGAUACGAGGAGCUGGGAUGGUGACGCACACCACAGGCGUAGUGCGUAGAGCAGGAACCGGCCGGGCUGGGCUGGCGACGCACAUCGUGGACCUGGUGCGUGGAGUAGGAACAGGCCGAGCUGGGCUGGCGACGCACAUCGUGGACCUGGUGCGUGGAGUAGGAACAGGCCGGUCCGUACCGGGAACACACACCACUGGCCUUAACUGGGGAUCAGGAACGGGCCGGACCGGACUGGUAACACACCUCAGUCUCUCACGCCGUGCCACAACAACUUCCCUCCCUCUACUCGCCAAUGGCUCCCGUAAUCCGAAAGCCUUCUCUCCACCUCUACCUGUGGCAGCCUCCUGCUGCCCAGCCGCCCAAGCCAUGUGCCCCCCCCAAAAAAUUAUUUGGGGUUGCCUCUCAUCCUUCCGACGAUGGCCCUGCCGACGCCGUUGCUCCUCUCUCCGUCGCCUCUCCACUGUCUCGCUCCAUGGACGGCGAUCCAUCCCAUCCAGGAUUUCCUCCCAAGUCCAUGACCCUUUUCCGUCCAGUAUCUCCUCCCAUGUCCAUGAAUCCUUUAUAGCUGGGUCCUGUUGCCGCUUGACACGCUGCUUGGUCCUCUUAAGGUGGGUUUUUCUGUCACGAUCGUCUAAAGAAGCGGACCAAGGCGCAGCGUGUUGAGCGAACAUGUUGACUAUAUUGAAUUUAAAGCAACACCGAAACAACAAACAAAAUGACGAUAGUGAAGUCCACAGUGACAAAGACUGAACUUGGAACAAAAACCCACAACACCCAAGAGAAAACACACAGUAUAAAUAUGGCUCCCAAUCAGAGAUAACGAGCCGACAGCUGACACUCGUUACCUCCGAUUGGGAGUCAAUGACCAAACCUAGAAAUAAACGUGACAGAAAUGCAACCAUAGAAAAUCACCCAAAACCCAACAAAACACAAUACACCCUGGCUCAAAUACAAAAGUCCUGGAGCCAGAGUGUCACACUACUGUAUGAUCCCUUAUUGAUGUCACUUGUUAUAAUAAUAAUAAUAAUAAUAUGCCAUUUAGCAGACGCUUUUAUCCAAAGCGACUUACAGUCAUGCGUGCAUACAUUUUUGUGUAUGGGUGGUCCCGGGGAUCGAACCCACUACCUUGGCGUUACAAGCGCCGUGCUCUACCAGCUGAGCUACAGAGGACCACAUUGUUAAAUCCACUUCAAUCAGUGUAGAUGAAGGGGAGGAGACAGGUUAAAGAAUGAUUUUUAAUCCUUGACAAAAUUGAGACAUGGAUUGUGUAUGGAUGCCAUUCAGAGGGUGAAUGGGAAAGACAAACGAUUUAAGUUCCUUUGAACGAGUUAUGGUAGUAGGUGCCAGGCAACGCUGCUGGGUUUUUCACACUCAACAGUUUCCCGUGUGUAUCAAGAAUGGUCCACCACCCAAAGGACAACCAGCCAACUUGGCACAACGGUGGGAAGCAUUGGAGUCAACAUGAGCUAGAGGGGGACAGGGAACAGGGUGCUAUUUGGGAUGCACCUUUUCUGUUAGGCUUUGAUACAAAUAAGAACUCCAACACCUAAAAUAGAUUAGAUAGAAAAUAAAUUGAUACACUGGUAUGACUUUAAGUAAUGUCAUUAAUAUCACUACUUUGUUGACUUCUCUGUAGUUAUGAUCUGGAGGACAGACCCAGAAGAGCUCCAGCCCCCACUGUGUCUCCAUCCAGGAGAGCAUGUAGUACUUCCUCUCACAGAGCCCCAGCUCCAGCCCCAGGCCCAGGCCCAGCUCCAGCCCACAGAGGCCUACCCCUGCCCAGGCUCCGUAUCUGCUCCAGACCCAGCUCCACCUUCACAAGUACCAGCUCCAGGGGCAGGGCCAAGAGCUGCCUCAUCCCCAGACAUACUGUCCCCAGACACCAGGUCAUCAGAGGAACCAGACUGUGAGAUAUCUACUGUGUAUUACAUGUAUAUAAAAACAAGUUAGCUAGGCUGGUGUUUAAUUGCAACACUAUUAUAAUUGGUAUAUGCAACUGCAAUAAAUGAUUAUGACUUGUUUAUGGUAGAAUUAAAUUUGUUAGGUCAAAUGAAAUUGCAGUUUUGUUCUAGAGAAGAGUUAGCCAUAAUGACUAUUACAUUUGACGUCAUUUAGCAGAUGCUCUUAUCCAGAGCAACUAGGGUUAAGUGACAUGCUCAAAGAUUUUUCACCUAGUCGACUCUGGGAUUCGAAACAGUAACCUUUUGGUUACUGGCCCCAUUGCUCCUAAGCGCUAGGCUACCUGCCGCCCAACUAUCAUAACAAGGUUGUAAUUGUCCUGGCUUGUACUGUAGGACCACAGUGACAGAAGGACAGCCGUCCCCUAUCCUCAGUUCACUACAGAACCAGAGGCUCCUCCCCCUUCUCCAUGCUGACCAAUCAGAGCUGGAGCCCUCAGUGUCCACUGCUGCACCCAUGCAGGUACCAGGUGACCUACUGUUUCGUCAAUGUACUCAAAUGUCAAUACAGGAAGGUAGUAUAUCAAUGUGUCAAUUCUAAUGCAGAUUAUAGUACAUUAUAUUUGCCUCAAUACCAUAAUAAAUGGGUAAUGAUGACAUGUCAUUUAAAUGACUUGUCAUUCUGACCGAACAUAAAUUACCACAUCGAUUCAGCUUCUUAUAAUAAUAAUAAUAGCUUCUUGCAUUUGCAUAGACAUGGAAAGCAAGUGUGUGUUGGCUUGGCUGACCUUGCAAACAUGCUUAACUCCAGGGCAAACAGCAGGUGUGUGCUGGUGUAGGGCAAGUGAACUUUGGUCUCGCUCUCUCUCUCUGCCUUACAGCUCAGGGGGAGGAUUCUGCAAGGACAUGCCACUGUACCCAUCUCCAUCCUUCCACCCCUCAGAGAGCCCACUCCGCUGUUGGAGUCCCUGUCUCGUCCCAACACCACACACACACUCCGGGUACGAGACACACACACACAGUCUAGGACACACAGUGGGGGCAUGGUGGGGUUGUCUGAGGGAGUGGUAGUAGAAGAGAGUGUAUUACUGUCUGUUGCAUAGCAGAUGGCCUUAUCAUUAUAUAGAACUGUCUGCUUUGCUGCAUGGUUUAUUGCUCUACCUUUUGGUCAACUCAUUAUUGUAAAAGAGAAUAUGUUCUUAAAACCCCCUAGAUUCGAUGUCUGUGCCCCUGUGGAAAUCUAAUUAGCAUAAUUGAAAAAUCCCCAUAAAAAUCUGUCAAUUUAAGCUAGAGAUAUCUGUUUUUUUUGCAUUGGAUGCGUCUCCACCACAUCCGCCGAUGUCGCACUUCCGCGUCUGGGGUGAAAGGUGACAGAGCUAGAGUGGUGUUUGUCAGACCAAGAGACAUGUACAUGUGGGUUGUUUUGCUCUAGGAUGCCCACAGGCCUCACAAGACUCGUCUGAAGGUCCCCCUGUACCAGUUAAAAAAAUUAAUGGAAGUAUAUAUGGAGACAGUUUAGUGCCAAAAAUAAGGGGUUAAAUACAUGUAAAAUAAAAAAUGUUUCUUGAUCUUUUUUAUAUUUCUCAGAUAUAAGACAGACACUUCAGAACAAGCUUCCUUUCGAUUUUUUGGGGGGACUAUCUGUUGUUCCAUGUAGUGAAUCUGUUAUGCAAUGUGUUUGUAUGUGCUAAUAGCAGUAAGGCUUAGACAGGGCUUAGUCUGUAGAGGGUCCACUUACCUGGUUAAAUAAAGGCUAAAUAAAUAAAAGCUGUCUACCUUUUGUACAAUGAGAGGGUAAUCAUUGUAACAUUAUAUAUUAUUAUCCUUGUUUUAGAUUGGAUUACUGUAGUGUAGGUUACAUAUUACCACUAUUUACCUAGGUGUGUUUGCUCAAAUAAAGUAUCCAUUUUGUUUUAACAUAUGACUUGAAAGCAGCUCUUUGUUUUCUAGUCAGACACACCCAUGAAGCGAUCAUUCACUCCCAUGGAUUUCACCUGCCACAUGAAGACUGGGAAAGGACCUCACUCAGGUGACCGCUAUAGUACUGUGUACUCAUGCGUCUAGCCAACAAGUGACAGGACAGCUGUCAGUGCAGGUGGAUUUAUAAGUAUUAUGUACAUUGUAAAUGUUGUUUUAGAAUGGAUCAAGUUUAUUUUGUAUGUUUUGACUAACCAGGCCAGUUUCCUUUAAUUCAGUGCCUGUUCGUAGGCUCAGGUGUUGUGUGAAUGCAUUAGUUAUUAUUGCACAUCGGCCUCACAGGCUCUCAGCCUCACAGGCUCUGAGGAAAGUGGAGGUUAAAAGCGGAGGCAGAAUGUGUCAUUGUCCCCAUUGGCCCUGGUUAAAAGCGGAGGCAGAAUGUGUCAUUGUCCCCAUUGGCCCUGGUUAAAAGUAGUGCAUUAAAUAGAGAAUGAGGUGCCAUUUGGAAGCCUAUGUCAGCGUCAGACGGGCAUGUCGUAAUGCGUCACCUCUGGUCUCCUAGGUGACUGUGCUCUGAUUGGAGUGACAGGCUUUGGCGUGGGCAUCACCUGCUCCACCUCCAGCGGCUUCUCCGAGAGCACCAUGACAACGAGGAGACGCCAGCGCCCGCCAUCCUCCUCUGUGGAGGGAGAGAGUGGGACCAGAUCCCUGCUCUUAGGUAAAUACUGUAUAUGGAGUUAUUAGGAGGAAAGUGGAGAGGGUACUGCAUAGGCCUGGCAAUUGCCAGGGACCUCACGAUACCAUAUUAUCACCAUACUGAGGGAACUCACGAUACCAUAUUAUCACCAAACUUAGGGACUUCACUAUACCAUAUUAUCACCAUACUAAGGGACCACAAUAAGAUAUUAUCACAAUACUAAGGGACCUCACAAUACGAUAUUAUCACUAUACUGAGGGACCUCACGAUACGGACCUCACGAAACCAUAUUAUCACCAUACUUAGGGACCCUCACGAUACCAUAUUAUCACCAUACUGAGGGACCUUACAAUAUGAUAUUAUCACCAUACUGAGGGACCUCACGAUACCAUAUUAUCACUGUACUUAGGGACCUCACGAUACGAUAUUAUCACCAUACUUAGGACACUCACGAUACCAUAUUAUCACCAUACUUAGGGACCUCACGAUACGGACCUCACGAUACCAUAUUAUCACCAUACUUAGGGACCCUCACGAUACCAUAUUAUCACCAUACUGAGGGACCUUACAAUACGAUAUUAUCACCAUACUUAGGACACUCACGAUACCAUAUUAUCACCAUGCUUAGGGACCUCCGUUACCAUAUUAUCACCAUACUUAGGUGCCGAUACGAUAUGUAUUGUGAUUCUCACUAUUCUAUAUGCAUUGCGAUUCUCACGAUUCUAUAUGUAUUGCGAUUCGAUGCUGCGUUUGUACUUCGAUUUGAUGUUCCAAACAUAUCGCACACCAGAGGGGCAAGAGAGGGCCAUGAGAAAAUGAGUUUUGAUCAGUCAGGGAAAUAUGAAAGUGGAGAUGGAGAACAAGCUAUAGGAUGAAAAACACCAGAGUUUUGGCGCAGGUACAGUCAACUAGCGCUAGCUAACGCUACCUAGCAAAAAAAAGAAGUUAAUAUAUCCAUAUAAUAUCGUCCAAAACUAUAUUGUGAUAUGUAACUGUAUUUAUUUUUUCCUCCAUCACUAGUACUAUAGUGCAAUGUGCAAGUAAACAGGGGGCUGCUCAUAGAUUGAUGUGUACAGGAAGAUUGCUAGUAGGUAGAUAAGUAGAGGGAGAUGAGAAAAGUGGAUUGAAUGAAUAAGGAAAUUAAGCAGUACAAUACAGUACACUAUGUGUCCUUUCUACUGUAGUUUAACUGAAGUAUAAAACUUCUCCAGGUGUUCCUCAUCAACGUAAAGUGUUUGGUCGGUUUCCUGGGCAUGUGAAGAAGAGACUCCAGGUGGUGUUGUCAUAGCAGCAUAGUCCGGACAGGAAGACAGGAAGAACAGAAUGCAUCAGGAACACCAACACUUUAAUUAAUGGGUGUGACCAGAUGGAGUACAGCUACGGAUGAGAUUUACCAUUGAACUACCGCAAGAGUUUGGAAGCCAGUCGGAGUUGGAUAUCACUUUUCAUUGCUAUGGCGAUAGCUAGCUAGCCUCCCAGACAGUGGCUAUCUAGAGGUAGAACAGCAAUGUGCAGAUAGCGUGUGGACAAUAAGGACAGAGUUUUCAUUUGAAAAGACCACAUUUAGGCUGCAACGGCAUUUUGCAGGACAAAUCUACUUGGUUAUAUUGUAUCUGCCGUUUAAUUAGAUACAUUGUAGUUUAUUUUAAAAUGUGCUUAAUGAGCCAUGUUAGGAGGAAAAACAUGAACUAGGUCCUACUUGUAUGUUUUGUAUAGAAAUGUCACAGUGUCUUGAAUACCCUAG
Coregonus sp. 'balchen' is the source of this 9558-nucleotide messenger RNA. The record is from the annotation of a GenBank genome assembly. NCBI's taxonomy places the organism in Eukaryota, Metazoa, Chordata, Actinopteri, Salmoniformes, Salmonidae.